This is a messenger RNA of Aspergillus sclerotioniger CBS 115572, 1788 nucleotides long. RefSeq names its product Ytp1 family protein. The record is from RefSeq and is a predicted model, not a curated record. Lineage: Eukaryota; Fungi; Ascomycota; Eurotiomycetes; Eurotiales; Aspergillaceae. The transcript is spliced from 4 exons. Bases 1 to 1788 code for a protein of 595 amino acids.
AUGUGGCAGCGAGCUUCCCGCGCCGCGCUUGCGGCAGCUUUCUUCCUAGUCUCCAUUGCGAAUGCUCUUCCCCAUGGUGAUGACGAUGCGAUGGACAUGGACAUGAGCCAUAGUGAAUCUACUCAGGAAUCACACACAGAUGACGAUAACGACUCCCUCAUGAGCUAUUUCGCGUAUGGAAAACACAGCGGCGCAAUCGUGGCUCACAUUGGUCUGAUGAUUCUCGCCUGGUGCUUUAUUCUGCCAACAGCGGUCAUGUUCAGUGUUGCGCGAUCACGUUUCGCGCUGCCGUCGCAGUUCCUUUUCCUGGUGUUCAACGCGGUGGGAUUGCUUGUUGGAAUCAUCUACAACAGCCAGACCCCUGGUCUGUACCCGAACAACGCUCACCACAAGAUUGGCUGGAUCGUGACCUGGGUCAUGAGCGCGCAAGUCAUCAUGUCGUUAAUUUUUGCCUACGCUGGCAGAGGCGAGUCGGAAUCGAGCUCAUAUGAGCGAGCGGCCUUCCUCCCUGUCUCUACCGAUGAGAUGGCUGAGAAUGCUCACACCUACCCAGCUGGUAUCCGUCAUUCAUACCGUUGGUCGCGCGACAGUGGACAGGGUACGGAAAGAAACUCCUCUUCCCUCCACAGUCGCCCCAGUUCGCCUUCUUGUUCUUCACCUUCGGAUGAGUAUGAUGGAUUCGAAAAGCCCGAGGACCCGAUUCCUGAACAUUCGUCCCAACCACGCGGUUGGUUCCGCGUCCCAUUCUUCGAUCGCUUCCUUGCCAGCCGUGUGCCUCGUAUGGUCUCCAACCGGGGCCUUGGGAUCAUCUCGAUCAUCUAUUCCUUUAUUGACAGAAUAAUCUUGCCGUUUGGCUUCGUCGCCCUCACGACCGGUGGCGUGACUUACGGUGGUCUCAUGAGAGGAAGCGAGGUCUUUAAUGGUCUUGCCCACUUUAUCAAAGGCGGCAUCUUCUUUUGGUACGGUAUUCUUACACUCGGACGCAUGCUUGGGUGCUGGGCCGACCUUGGCUGGGCCUGGAACGUGAAGCCGUCCAGUGCAAUUGUCGGUAAAUGGAAGGCCAAGAUCCCCUCUGGUGAAUUCGUCGAGUCAUUCGUGAUCUUCCUCUAUGGUAUCACCAACGUCUUCCUGGAGCACCUCGCUGGUUGGGGUGGCGCAUGGACUGCCACCGAUCUCGAGCAUGUGUCCAUUUCUAUCAUGUUCUUCGGUGGUGGCCUGUGUGGUAUGCUUUUCGAGUCGAAGCGCGUCCGAGGUUGGUUGAACAGCACGGUUCUGCAAUACCCCUCCCACAUGAGUGCGCACACGUCGACGGAUACCGCCUGGCAGCUCCCUGAUACUCAGGGUGUGUCGCUCAACCCCAUGCCUGCGCUGAUCAUUCUCCUGCUGGGGAUGAUGAUGGGUUCUCACCACCAAACUAGCAUGGUAUCCACCAUGGUGCACAAGCAGUGGGGCAACCUCCUGGUCGGCUUUGCGCUGGCUCGGGGUAUGACCUAUGUUGUCAUGUACCUCAAGCCCCCGACCUCCUACCUUCCAUCUCGUCCGCCGACGGAGAUCGUUGCUGCUUUCUGCUUGAUGUCGGGUGGCUUGGUCUUCAUGCUUAGCACCCGUAGCGUGAUCGAUUUGUUGGAGGAGUACGACCUCGACGCGAUGUUCGUCUUCACGGUCACCAUGGGGCUGACCGCCUUCAUCAUGGCAUGCGAAAUCCUGUGCAUUGCCAUCAAGGCCUGGGCGGUGAAGCGGGAGUCUCGCCCUGCGCUGCCGCCCUUCCAAUUCCCGGCCUCCGCCUGA